CACAGCGAGAGGAGGAGGAACAGCAGCAGCAGCCAGAAGGCAGACCACACCGGAACGGCAGAGGAAAGAAAAGGCAAAAGGCAACCCCAGCAGGAAGCGCAGAGACAAAUUCCAGCUGCAAAAAGUGCAACAGCUGCAGCCCCAGAACUCCAGCGAGUGCCCAAGCCCAGUGCCGAGUCCCAGGCCAGGCCCAGGGGAGACCGAGCUGAGGCUGUGGAAGAAUGUUUAGUGCAGGACACAUACGGCAGCUUCAAGUGGCAACUGUGGCAGCAGCAGCAGCAGCAGCAGCAGCAGCAGCAGCACCCGCAAGCACAACUGGAUAAUAGUCCUGCGGCAAUUGUUGUAGUCCCACGCCGAUGGUUGCUGGUUGCAGUAGUCGCGUCAAAGCAUAAGCAAAAUUCACCAAAAAUCACAGCAAACCGCAGAAGAACCGAAGCCGCAGACCGUAAGCCACAGCGCUCAGCCUUAAGCCCUCACGCCGCAGACGCAAUCAGAGCCAAGUCAAAUCUGCUGCCAGCUGCUGGCCACUUUGGUGUGACGUCACAGCGUCAAGUAGGACACCGCACGGCGCAUCCGCUUGCGGCGCUGUCGCGCAUCCGCGUCAUGGCAUCCUCCACGCAGCACAGCAGCCUCCUCAGUGCGCUCUCCGCGGCGCUGCUGCUCAUACUUUCGCUGCAACUGUCCGGCGUCUGCGGCGUCAUCGAUCGCCUGGUGGUGCAGACAUCAUCCGGCCCGGUGCGCGGCCGCUCCGUCACCGUGCAGGGCCGCGAGGUGCAUGUCUACACGGGCAUCCCCUACGCCAAGCCGCCGGUGGAGGACCUGCGCUUUCGCAAACCGGUACCGGCGGAGCCCUGGCACGGCGUCCUAGACGCCACACGUCUAUCGGCAACCUGCGUCCAAGAGCGCUACGAAUACUUUCCGGGCUUCUCCGGUGAGGAGAUUUGGAAUCCCAACACAAAUGUCUCUGAGGAUUGUCUGUACAUCAACGUUUGGGCGCCGGCCAAGGCGCGUCUACGACAUGGCCGAGGCGCCAAUGGGGCAGAGCACUCGGGCGCCAAGCCAGCGGACACGGAUCAUCUCAUCCACAAUGGCAAUCCACAGAACACGACCAAUGGUCUGCCCAUUUUGAUUUGGAUCUAUGGCGGCGGAUUCAUGACCGGCUCGGCCACCCUGGAGAUCUACAAUGCGGAUAUCAUGGCAGCGGUGGGCAAUGUGAUAGUCGCCUCCUUUCAGUAUCGUGUGGGUGCGUUUGGCUUUCUGCACUUGGCGCCGGAAAUGCCCGCGGACUUUGCCGAGGAGGCACCCGGCAAUGUGGGGCUGUGGGAUCAGGCGCUGGCCAUACGCUGGAUCAAGGAUAAUGCGCACGCCUUUGGCGGCAAUCCCGAGUGGAUGACGCUGUUUGGGGAGUCGGCCGGGUCCAGUUCGGUGAAUGCUCAGCUGAUGUCGCCGGUGACGCGGGGCGUGGUCAAGCGGGGCAUGAUGCAGUCGGGCACGAUGAAUGCCCCCUGGAGCCACAUGACCAGCGAGAAGGCUGUGGAGAUUGGCAAGGCGCUGAUCAACGAUUGCAACUGCAAUGCCUCCAUGCUGAAGACCAAUCCCGCUCAUGUCAUGAGCUGCAUGCGUGGCGUCGAUGCCAAAACCAUUUCGGUGCAGCAGUGGAACUCGUACUCCGGCAUCCUCAGCUUCCCAUCGGCGCCGACCAUUGAUGGCGCGUUCCUGCCCGCGGAUCCCAUGACACUGAUGAAGACGGCGGAUCUCAAGGACUACGACAUACUAAUGGGAAAUGUCAGGGAUGAGGGUACCUACUUCUUGCUGUACGAUUUCAUCGAUUACUUCGAUAAGGACGAUGCCACAGCCCUGCCACGCGACAAGUAUCUGGAGAUAAUGAACAACAUUUUCGGCAAGGCAACGCAGGCGGAGCGAGAGGCCAUCAUAUUCCAGUACACCAGCUGGGAGGGCAAUCCGGGCUAUCAGAACCAGCAGCAAAUCGGACGCGCAGUGGGCGAUCACUUCUUCACCUGCCCCACCAACGAGUAUGCCCAGGCGCUAGCCGAGCGAGGCGCCUCCGUGCACUACUAUUACUUUACACAUCGCACAAGCACCUCGCUGUGGGGUGAGUGGAUGGGCGUGCUGCAUGGCGAUGAGAUUGAGUACUUCUUCGGCCAGCCGCUGAACAACUCUCUGCAGUAUCGACCUGUGGAGCGUGAGCUGGGCAAGCGUAUGCUCAGUGCGGUCAUCGAGUUUGCCAAGUCCGGCAAUCCCGCACAAGAUGGUGAGGAGUGGCCAAACUUCUCCAAGGAGGAUCCCGUCUACUACAUAUUCAGCACGGAUGACAAGAUCGAGAAACUGGCACGUGGCCCCCUGGCCGCACGCUGUUCCUUCUGGAACGAUUACUUACCGAAAGUCAGGAGUUGGGCAGGUUGCGAUGGCGACUCGGGCAGUGCUUCCAUUUCACCCACACUGCAGCUGCUGUUGCUCGCUGGACUGCUCUGCAUUGGCGCCGCCUUGAGACCCAAAGGAGUUUUCUAAAAGAAAACCACAAAGCCACAGCCACAAAGACACACUCAAAACACACACACACACACACUCAAAAGAGACACCUAAAAUUAAAACACAUAUUAAAUAAUAAUAAACAAAAAGAAAAUGUAGCAAGCGGCAAGAGAAAGGCAGAAAAAUGUUUAUGCAGCACGCAGCAGAAGGUGCAGCAAAUUUGUUAAAAACGGAACCUAGUGGCAUCGGCUAGUGCCGAUCCAAUGGAUGGAUUACAUGCUGAACGAUUGCUAUUUGCUGAACAAAUUUGUAAAUUGAAAUUAGAGCCAGCUAAAAAAUUUUUGCAUAUCACACGAGCGUCUGCGGACCCGUGGCGAGGCCGGGCCCAAAACCAAAACCAAAACCAAAACCAAAACUCAACCAAGAAAUUGUUUUUGUGUAUUAGGACGCUUGAUUUUGUAGGAACCUGGCCCCCGGCGACGCGUGACCAGUCUCCCAACACAGAACUUUUGAUAAUUGAAAAUGUUUGUAGACCCGAAUGGACUUGCGUUCCAUUCGCCAAAAGCCAGACACCAUUUUGCCAGAGGGCCAGCCACGCCACAUCUUGAGCGCAUUUAAUGGCACAGAUUUUUGUUGCGUUUUCAGUUCGAAGGCGUCGUCCUUGUCGCCUAACGGUAUUUGGCCAACAAUUGCAUUGGUUUCACAUUAGGUUGAGGUGUUUACUUGAUUUCGAUUUGCUUUCCCAGGGAAAACCACACGACAACAACCAAUUGUAUGCACAACCAAGUGGAAAUUUUUGGAAUACAAAAUGAGAGCAGACAGACACAGACAUUUGUAUUGUACACAAACAAUUGGCGUUGGAACAAAUUGAAAAUGAAAUUAACUAUGAGAUAAAUGCUAAGACCCAACCCAAGUCCAGCACAAACCCAAAAACAACAAAUUUUUUGCGAAAAUUAACAACCAAAGCAAAUUGAUAAAAUUGUAAUAAAGAAUCGAACGCGGGCUAGAGCGGAGGUUUAGCCUACGGAUGGACGGGGCUAGUGGAAAUAUUUAUAUGGCAAAACAUAUCAGUAUAUUAUAUAUAUAUAUAUCUAUAUACAUAUACAUACAAAAACGAAAACCAAAAAACAUAUAUACACGGAAUAUUGUAUUUGUACUAAACGUUUUACAAAUUGGCUUAGUGACAGGAGGAAAAAUUAAAAGCAAAAAACUAAAAUAAAAUAAAUUGGAGCGAAAGGGAGCUGGAAGCGUAAUGGUAAUUAGAAAUUUUAUACACUUAGUGAAAUUGGAUCCAAAAAAACUAUUGUUAAUGAGAAAAAACAGUGUGUACUUGGUAUGUCUAUAUCUAUAAAUAAAUAAAAAAUAUAUUGUUCAAAAGUAAAAUCAAGAAAGCUAAGCAAAAGUAAUGAUAGAUCAUUUGUCAACAAACCCCUAGAGUUCAGUGUGUGUCGCAGACUAAGGAGAGAAAAGGAGAGAGAUAGCUAAUGGAGAGCAAAAUCCGUAAUCGUAAAUGUAAUAUGUAAUAUGUAAUAUGUAAUAAUGUAAUAACCGUAAAAAGUAAACCGUAAACUGUAAUCUGUAAUCGUAUUAAAGGCAUAUCAAUAUGUAUUAAAACUAUGAAACGAAAAACAAACCUUUCGAUAUUAAACUAAGGUAAGCCACACUGAUAUUAAUUAAGUUAUUUUUAUCAAACUAUUAUCAUAAUAAAUAAAUGAAAUACCACACCCUAGAAACAACAAAGUAUUAGACUUAUGAAGAACAUGCGGCGGCGGCACGACUAAUGUAACAUUAACAAAUGUCUGCUAAACAUUUAAAACGUUUUAAAACCAAACACAACAACAACAACAAAACUAAAGUCUAAAACACAACAACAAAACUAAAGUCUAAAAUCUAAAAUCUAAAAAAACAAAUCUAAAAAACAAUUCAAAUGUUGUAAUUGUAUUAGGAAUGAAGAAUUGUUGAGCGAUGUUCGCUUUCCACUGGUAGCCACUACGAAACCAAAAAUUAAAUGACACUUAGGACACAGUAGGGGUCAAAUGGCAGGGUCUCCAAAGCCACUCGACACAAUCCCCCAACCCCCUCGCACCGAUAGCCAGCACUCCCACACUCAGAACUCUCCAAAAUGCACCGCGAAAAACGAAUUGCAAUUCCAUAAUCCACACGGGCAUUCCUAAGUUACAAUCUACCAUAAAAAUAACUUCGAUAAAGCAUAGACAGCAAAUACGACAAACACUUUAUUAUGAGGAGACAAAAAAAGAAACUUAAACAAAAAAUGGGAUUUUUUAUGUACGAGUAUAAUGUGGACAUUUAUAUUUUUAUACCAUGCAAAGAAGUGAAAUGAAAACGAAAAAACGAAUAUGAAUAUGAAUAUGAAAAUGAAAACAAAAACCGAAAUUGCAUUAAACAAAUAUUUAACAAAAGAAUGAACGAGAAUUAACUUUAACUUUUUUUACUACAAAAUGAAAAAACUUUGUCUAAAACUUGGGACUGGACUGUUUAAGUCCCACCCCGGAAUAAAAAUGUGAAAAAAAUCCAAGAAAAAAACUAGCUUUAAUCCCUCUACCCUACCCAAAUGAUUGCACCACGUUCGCCUCAAAACAAAGUAAGAAAAAAACUAAAAACUAAAUGAUUAAAAAAACCCAAGACUAGACUUUGAUAGUUCAUCCAUUUUGUAGCGAGGAGUGGGCCCCAGGCCAAGGCUGCCCUGGCUGCCGCACUCAGUCUUUGGCCCAACCUCCAGGCCAGGCUGGGGUGCAGGUUCGAUCGGCAGCCGUGGCUUCGGGUCCACUCGGGCCCAGACCUAGGGUUAAUGUUGUAGUAAGCAAAAUAUAUAUGAAUUUAGUGUGUAUUAUGCCUUCUGCCUUUGACAAGAGAAAACGAAAAACGAUAAAGAAAAGUGAACCUAUAUUCAUUCUACGACUAAAAACAUAUUUUUCCAAUUCCUUUCGCCUCAACCGAAAAAUAGGAAUAUUUUUGUUGUCAUUUUGCAUGGUUUUCGGCUCAAGCCAAAGAAUUGACAAUAUAAUAUUUCGCCUUAGAAGCAAAAAAGGAGCAAAACGAAUGAAAGACAAACAAAAUUCCAAGUGUUAUGCUUAUAGAUCUAAAAUUUUUUAUAUUGUAUGUGGACGGACACCUGGGACAUGGAUGGACAUUCCGCAAAAGCAGGCGCCACCAAAAUGCCACUCGUAUGAUUUAUACAGAUUUGUACUCUUCGUUGCGGUUCUUCCAAAGCCAUCUACAUAUACAUACAUACAUACAUAGUAGCUACACACACACACACGCACACAAUACAACACACACAUACACGUUGCAGUGUGCUUUUGCUGUAGUAGUCUGCCAGUUGUAAAAGAAUUUAUACGAGUAAAAAUAUAACACGACAUUUUCCAAUCUAUGAUAAUAAUGAAAGCAUGCUGGUCACACUGAAACACACAUACACACACUAUCAGACUUUAUGUACUGCGCACACACACACACACAUUAAGUGUCCGAGCAGCAUCGGGUUUGUGUUUUUGUAUAGAAACAAACAGAAAUAGGCAUAAAAAAAGCAAAGAAAAAGCAAAGAAAAACCAAAACAUAGUUCAAGUUUUUUGUUUGUUGUGUAUUAAGAAACAAGUUAAAAAAUUAUAUCAGCUACGACAUCUGAUAAUAAAAUCGAAUAUAGGUGGUAGACAAGGAAGAGCCUCUCUCUGUACAAUGUAAUAUGUUGAUUGCUAAACAAUACCAAUACAAUAUCCCAAAAGCAGAAACCAAAUACGAAGAACACACAAGAAAACAUAAGGAAUACCAGGCACAGAAAUGCAUUUGAAACCAAAAACCAAUUCUCACACUUAGCGUUACAAAUAAGUGAAUAAUAAUAAUAAUAAUAAUAAUAAAUAAAACCUUAGAGGAAGAUUUAGCGAAAUUGAAUACAAGUUUUUUAUGUAUAAAAUCAAAUACAUAUCAAUAUAUGGCCUAUUGUUUAUUUAGUUUAAUUAUAUACUACGGCUAGCAGUUAAAGGAUAAAGGAUAUUGGAUAGUGGGCUAGCGGACACCAGAGGGCUCUGAUUUAUGACCUUUUAAGUAGGCAAUUUGUAUAAAAUUAAGCAGCAAAAAACACACACACUAAAACCCGGCAAAAACCGAACAGAACCGAGCAGAACCGAACCGCACCGAAACGGCGGGGAAACCAAAACGAAAUUGUGGCUAAAUAUGUGUUCUUACUUGUUAGUGGUAAUAAAAAACAAAAGUUAAAACUUAAAAGCGUAAACGUCUCUGUAACGAAACAAAAAACAAACACAUACAAUACAAGACAUAAGUAAACCAACUGUAAUUAAGCUGUUAGCUUUUAACCAUGCCAAGCAUUUUGCGUUGACUCUUCUUUGAUCGGACGUACAUUUUUGAUUUAUUCAUUUUUGCUUGUAGUUGCCUCCACACACACACUCUCAAACACAUGAGUAAUAUGUAAUAAGCCAUGUAUUUAACCAAGACCAGUAGUGUGUCCAGCAAAUCAGACAACUAAACAGAGUUAAGAGCCACUAAAAAUAAAAAUAAAUAUUAAUAACAGAUGCGACAAGACAGCUUUUGCCCACGCAAAAGAGCAAAAGUCAAGAGCAGUUCGACAAAAAAUUAAUAAAUCGAGACUCAUAAAGUUUAGCACACACAAGCACACACACAUACACACACGCAGCCAAAUGGCCAGCUGGCUAAAUGGCUUAAAUGGCAGCUCAGUGUUUUGGUCCUCAUUCUCUGUUUUGAAUUUGAAUAUCGGUUUAACGACAAGGCAAACACACAGCAAAAGCGGAACCAAAGCAAAAGCAAAAGGCAAAAAGCAGAGUUCUAUGUAUUAUGUGUGUACCAGUACGUUGUCAGAGCCGUUGUUAACAAUUUAAUUAUAAUUAUUAUUGUCGCAGAACUUACUUUAACAACUAAAGGAAAUGCAGUUAUGCGGAGCUGCGUAUGCAAGAGUAUAAUUGCUGUUUAAGAUAUUACUAUACAUAUAUGUAUGAAUAUAGAUACAUAUAGAUUGGAAAUUAUGACAUGAGCAUACAAAAUGUAGGGAUCAUUUUACUGAAUAUAUAUACAUACAUAUAUAUAUACAUACUAUAACUACAUAUACUCGUAAUCGAAACCCCGAAAAUUCUGCUAAAAACCAAGAAACAGAAAGCCGUAAAACAAAAAGAUAACACAAAUUAAAUGCUAAAUGUAAUACGAUUGCUAAACUCAAGAGAAAGUAAGGAACUACCAAAACAAAA
This is a messenger RNA of Drosophila subobscura, 7721 nucleotides long. Its product is annotated as acetylcholinesterase. Gene Ontology annotation, molecular function: acetylcholinesterase activity. Gene Ontology annotation, cellular component: plasma membrane. Bases 604 to 2529 code for a protein of 641 amino acids. The transcript has 9 exons. The record is from RefSeq and is a predicted model, not a curated record. Gene Ontology annotation, biological process: choline metabolic process; acetylcholine catabolic process in synaptic cleft. NCBI's taxonomy places the organism in Eukaryota, Metazoa, Arthropoda, Insecta, Diptera, Drosophilidae.